Pseudogymnoascus destructans is the source of this 951-nucleotide messenger RNA. RefSeq lists its product as uncharacterized. The record is from RefSeq and is a predicted model, not a curated record. The transcript has a single exon. The coding region runs from base 1 to 951 and encodes 316 amino acids. NCBI's taxonomy places the organism in Eukaryota, Fungi, Ascomycota, Leotiomycetes, Thelebolales, Thelebolaceae.
AUGGAAAGGAGUGAGGGCUUGGAAGUACGGCGGAAGGAUAGAUAUGGUACGUAUAAGCAUUUAUCCUUCGCGCUUUUGAACCCCGGCGUUUCCACUCUACUCAUAUAUCUCUUUUUGCUCCUUUCCCUCUCCUCGCUCCCUCUCACCUCGUUUUCACUAUGCGCCGAAAAUCCGUCUCCGCGUUACCAGUUCCAAGAACCUCCCUCAAUCCUGCUUUCCGAUAUCGACCACUUCUCCCUAGCGCUCUAUGCAAUUUCCCUCAUCCCAACCCUCAAGACUAUCGACCUCAAAGGGCCCAUCAUGAUCUCCCCACAGCUCUUCCAGCCUCCUGCCGCUCUGGACUCCGCAUUCGCGAGCCUAGCCAACAUGGCUCCUCAGUGGCCUUCUCUCAGGACCUGUUCCGUAAUCAUCUCCACCGUGCGCCCGUCGGGUUCAUGGUACUUUGUACGGCACCCAGACAACACCGUCCCACACGACUUUGUGGUCCCACUUGAGCCAGAGUUCGACAGCGAUCGCGGCACAGAGAUGUUCAGGACAUAUCCUGAUGAUGAAGCGAUGGAUGGGUUGCUGGCUGCUGCUGGCAAGGCGAAGCAGAAUAUGCCCGCGCUGCAGAUGAUGUCUCUGACUGCAAGCCUAAGCCUUGAAAACAGCGAAGAUGCCGAGUUUGAGGCGGUGUGGUUUAAGGCGGGGCAGAAAAACUAUCUAGAUCAUAGGCUUACAGAGCAGCCAGUGAAGGUUGGUAACGAGACGUUUAUAGGAGGUGAUCAUGUGUAUUGGUGGACAGGUAAAGGGGGUGGUUGGCGACCAAAGAGGAAAGUAGAGAAGGCGUGGGUUGGAGAGGGCAAUCAGCAGUGGUUUAAGGGAUAUCCUCAAGAAGAAGAUUAUGAGGAGGAUGAGGAGGAUUAUGAUGAUGAUGAUGAUGAUGACGACUUUGAAAUGGGGGGCAUCUAA